AUUUUAAUAAUUAAUUAUGACAUCCGUUUUGUAUUCUUCACAUCCGUCGUUACAAAACCCUAACCCUAACUCCGGCGAUCACUCCGUCACUCUCCCCACCGUCAACGGCAACAUCACGGGCGGCCGCCAUGGCGAAAUCUCCGGCAACCCCUCUCCGGCGUCGUCAGAAGCUCCGAUUGCCGUUCAUGAUUCCGGUAACAUAGUUUCAAACCCUAACAUUAACUUAACUCCGAUUUCCUUAGCGUUUAAUCAAGAUCAAGGAUGUUUUUCAUGUGGAUAUAAUCAUGGAUUUAGAACAUAUAACUGUGAUCCGUAUCGCGAAAACUUUCGUCGAGAUUUCGACGCCGAAAACGGAACCGGAACCGGUGGAGGCGGUUUCGGUAUAGUAGAGAUGUUAUUUAGGUCUAAACUACUUGCAUUAGUAGGUGGAGGUGAUAAGCCACAGUAUCCGAUAAAUAAGGUUAUGAUUUGGGAUGAUACCUCUGGUCGGUGUGUUGGCGAAUUGUCGUUUAGGUCGGUAGUUCGUGGCGUUAAGUUAAGACGAGAUAUGAUCAUUGUUGUUUUGGAACAGAAAAUAUUUGUUUAUAAUUUUGCGGCUUUGAAGUUGUUACAUCAAUUUGAGACCUUUAGUAAUCCGAAAGGGCUUUGUGAGGUUACACAAGGUAGUAGUAGUGAUUUUGUACUCGUUUGUUUAGGUUUACGGGAAGGGCAAGUUAGAAUUGAGCAUUAUGGUUUGAAGAAAAGUAAGCUUAUUUUGGCUCAUGGUUCUAGGAUUGCGUGUUUUACGCUUUCUCAAGAUGGGCGUUUGGUUGCUACGGCUAGUAGUAAAGGAACUUUGAUCAGGAUUUUUGAUGCGCGUGAUGGGAUAUUGUUGCAGGAGGUAAGAAGGGGUGCACAUAGAGCAGAAAUAUAUAGCCUGGCAUUAUCAUCUACUAACCAGUGGCUGGCAGUCUCAAGUGACAAGGGCACUGUUCAUGUUUUUAGUUUUAAGUACACUCAAGGAAACAAAGGCGGUAACAAUACUCCUGAAUCAUUAGAGAUUGAUACCUCUGUUACUUCAUCAAGUUCGUCUCUAUCGUUCAUUAAAGGUGUUUUGCCCAAGUACUUCAGCUCAGAGUGGUCACUGGCACAGUUUCGUUUGGUCAAGGGUUCUAAGUACAUUGUUGUAUUUGGCCACCAAAAGAAUACGGUAGUUAUUCUUGGCAUGGAUGGAAGUUUCUAUAGAUGCGAAUUUGAUCCUAUAACUGGUGGUGAGAUGACACAAUUGGAAUAUCAUAAUUUCAUGAAGCCUGACGAGUGACGGACACUCUUUAUAGGUUUUGUGGUCAAUCAUUUUGUAGAUAUCUGCGCUGAGAAGUGAGAAUGACAAGCUUCUUAAUGUCUUAAUGAGCAAAUUAAUCACACUUUCUAAAAUGUGACCCUGAAGGUUAAGUAUCUAACUGGUAAUCGCAUAAUCUGAAAAAUUGAGAACUAAAACACAACUGAUAUUUCUUUUCUGAUAACUUUUUGUUAAUCUCAUCCUUUAGCUAUUAAUGUUAUGUAUAUGUUGAUAAGCGCCAA
Erigeron canadensis is the source of this 1560-nucleotide messenger RNA. RefSeq names its product autophagy-related protein 18a-like. Gene Ontology annotation, cellular component: phagophore assembly site membrane; extrinsic component of membrane; cytosol. The record is from RefSeq and is a predicted model, not a curated record. Bases 17 to 1300 code for a protein of 427 amino acids. Gene Ontology annotation, molecular function: phosphatidylinositol-3,5-bisphosphate binding; protein binding; phosphatidylinositol-3-phosphate binding. Gene Ontology annotation, biological process: protein lipidation; autophagy of mitochondrion; protein localization to phagophore assembly site. NCBI's taxonomy places the organism in Eukaryota, Viridiplantae, Streptophyta, Magnoliopsida, Asterales, Asteraceae. The transcript has 4 exons.